Messenger RNA from Lasiosphaeria miniovina, 1488 nucleotides. RefSeq lists its product as uncharacterized. The transcript has 4 exons. The record is from RefSeq and is a predicted model, not a curated record. Lineage: Eukaryota; Fungi; Ascomycota; Sordariomycetes; Sordariales; Lasiosphaeriaceae. The coding region runs from base 232 to 1488 and encodes 418 amino acids. Gene Ontology annotation, molecular function: FAD binding.
GAGAGUCCACCCUCAGUACCUAGCUACCUAGUGUCUGUAGGUACUGAGAAAAAGGCGCUCUGAGUAGACUUUCAUGGCCACGUCUGUUGGCUCGAAACUCCGGCCGUCGCAUGUCCUUCUCUCUUUGUUGGCACCAGCCAGCCCAAUUUUCUUUCAGCAUCGCAACCAUCGCCAAGACAGCCUAAAAGGAAGAAGAAGAAGAAGAAGAAGAAGAAAGACGUUGCCCCAAAAAUGCACGUUCUGAUCGUCGGAGCGGGGCUGGGCGGGCUUAGCCUAGCUCAGACCCUGCGCAAGCAGGGCAUCUCGUUUGAGAUCUUUGAACGCGACACGGACGCCGACGCGCGGUUCCAGGGCUGGGCCAUUGCUCUCUACUCCAUCGUCGACGCCCUGGUGGACUCGUAUCCGGCCGACCUGCCCGACCUGCGCGCCUCGGUCGACCAUCUGGCGCCCCUGAAGCUCCCGGCGCAGAUCACGCUGUGGCCGCCGGGGCGGGAGGAGCGUGUUGGGUUUCAGGAUUCGCCCGACCAGCCGCUCAUCCGCGCCGAACGCAGCCGUCUGCGCCGCUGGCUGUCGACCAACAUCCCCAUCCAGUGGGGCAAGCGCGUGACGCGCAUCGAUAAUAGCGACGACGGCGUCUCUGUCCAGUUUGAGGAUGGUGGUAGCGCCCACGGUGACAUUCUCAUCGGGGCGGACGGGAUCAACAGCAUUGUGCGGCAGCACCUCCUCAACCGACCCAGCAGCGACCUGCUCCAGGUGGUCCCGCUGGCAACGGUCAUCGGGCAGCUGGACCUGUCGGGCGAGGCGCUCAAGCGGCAGCUAGCUCUCGGACACAGCGGGUACAUGUGCAUCCGGCCGGACCUCGGCUUCGUGACGUUCACGGGGCUGCACUACGUGGCGGCGGACGGGGAGUCGGCGCGCUUCUACUGGAACCUGAUGCAGUUCGACGGCGACAUUGCGAGCGAGGACCACUGGCUGCGCGCGGCGACGGGAGAGCAGAAGCUGGCACACGUGCUGCAGACGACGCGCGGGCUGCCGGCCAAGCAGCGCGAGAUCUUCGAGCUGACGGCGCCCGGCCAGAUCAAGCACGAGACGCACGUCUGGCGCGACGUGCAGCUCGACGCCGAGUCGCUGCCGCCGGGCCGUGUGGUGCUGAUGGGAGACGCCGCCCACGCCAUGAUGCCCUUCCGGGGCGAGGGAGGCUACCACACCCUCGUCGACUCGCUCGUGCUGGGCAAGGCGCUCGGCGCCCUGGCUGCCGGGGACAGGUUCGAGGACGUGGCGGCCGUGCGCCAAGCCGUGGCCGAAUACAAUGCGGUCAUGCUCCGCAGAGCGGGCCAGGCGGUGCGUGACUCGAGGAAUCUCAACAUGAAUGCGCAGCGCUUUGGGCCCGACGGGCUGCCGCUCGACCCGGCCAAGGUGCCGCCCAUCGUGCCCCUGCCCGACGUCGAAAUCGUGCUGGGCGUUGGGGCACGGCUGGGUGGGGCAUGA